Felis catus (domestic cat) is the source of this 1257-nucleotide messenger RNA. RefSeq names its product adrenoceptor beta 2 (gene ADRB2). The record is from RefSeq and is marked provisional. Gene Ontology annotation, biological process: adenylate cyclase-activating adrenergic receptor signaling pathway; norepinephrine-epinephrine-mediated vasodilation involved in regulation of systemic arterial blood pressure; negative regulation of smooth muscle contraction. The transcript has a single exon. Gene Ontology annotation, molecular function: norepinephrine binding; beta2-adrenergic receptor activity. Gene Ontology annotation, cellular component: membrane. Bases 1 to 1257 code for a protein of 418 amino acids. Lineage: Eukaryota; Metazoa; Chordata; Mammalia; Carnivora; Felidae.
AUGGGGCAGCCCGGGAACCGCAGCGUCUUCUUGCUGGCGCCCAACGGAAGCCACGCGCCGGACCAGGACGGCACGCAGGAACGAAACGACGCGUGGGUGGUGGGCAUGGGCAUCGUCAUGUCGCUCAUCGUCCUGGCCAUCGUGUUUGGAAACGUGCUGGUCAUCACGGCCAUCGCCAGAUUCGAGCGUCUGCAGACGGUCACCAACUACUUCAUCACCUCCCUGGCCUGUGCUGACCUGGUCAUGGGCCUGGCGGUGGUGCCCUUUGGGGCCAGCCACAUCCUCAUGAAAAUGUGGACCUUUGGCAACUUCUGGUGUGAGUUUUGGACUUCCAUUGACGUGCUGUGUGUCACGGCCAGCAUUGAGACCCUGUGCGUGAUCGCCGUGGAUCGCUACUUUGCUAUCACGUCGCCCUUCAAGUACCAGAGCCUGCUGACCAAGAAUAAGGCCCGGGUGGUCAUUCUGAUGGUGUGGAUCGUGUCGGGGCUUACCUCCUUCUUGCCCAUCCAGAUGCACUGGUACCGGGCCACCCACCAGGAAGCCAUCAACUGCUAUGCCAAGGAGACCUGCUGUGACUUCUUCACGAACCAAGCUUAUGCCAUCGCCUCCUCCAUUGUGUCCUUCUACCUACCCCUGGUGGUCAUGGUCUUCGUCUACUCCAGGGUCUUUCAGGUGGCCCAAAGGCAGCUCCAGAAGAUCGACAAAUCUGAGGGCCGCUUCCACGCCCAAAAUCUCAGCCAAGUGGAGCAGGAUGGGCGGAGCGGGCAUGGACAUCGCAGGGCCUCCAAGUUCUGCUUGAAGGAGCACAAGGCCUUGAAGACUUUGGGCAUCAUCAUGGGCACGUUCACCCUGUGCUGGCUACCCUUCUUCAUCGUCAACAUAGUGCACGUGAUCCAGGAUAACCUCAUCCCUAAGGAAGUUUACAUCCUCCUAAACUGGGUGGGCUACGUCAACUCUGCUUUCAAUCCCCUUAUCUAUUGCCGGAGCCCAGACUUCAGGAUUGCCUUCCAGGAGCUUCUGUGCCUGCGCAGGUCUUCUCUGAAGGCCUAUGGGAAUGGCUACUCCAACAACAGUAACAGCAGAACAGACUAUGCCGGGGAACACAGCGGAGGUCCCCUGGGGCAGGAGAAAGACAGCGAAGUGCUGUGUGAGGACCCCCCAGGCACGGAAAACCUUGCAAACCGUCAAGGUACUGUGCCUAACGAUAGCAUUGAUUCACAAGGGCAGAACGGUAGCACAAACGACUCACUGUUGUAA